AUGGCCCGCGUGGUGGUUGAAGGGAUGCCGGAGACGGCGGCCGCCGGAGGAGGAGUGAUGCUGCUGAACCGACGGAGGAGCAAAGCUAAGCGGAGAAAGCGAAAGGAGUUGUUCGCCAUCCAGAUGUGCUUCGCGGGGGUACUGCUGGGGCUCGUCGUGGGGCUCAAGUCGGCAGCUCAGAAAGCAGGAUAUCAUGUUCCCAGCUCCGUGGUCAAGGAGGAGGCGAGGUGGGAGAGUCGUCACCUUCUGCAAGAAGUCUACGACAAUGAGUCAAAGCUCUACGUCGAGCCGGAGAAAAACUGCACAGAACCAGCAAUCCAUGAGUUCCCCAGGGAUUACUUCACCAACCAGGAGCGUAUUGAUGGCGCAGUGGGCCUGCACGUCCUCUGUGCGGUCUACAUGUUCUAUGCCCUGGCCUUAGUGUGUGACGACUACUUUGUCCCCUCUCUAGAGAAGAUCUGUGAGCGUCUUCAACUGAGUGAGGAUGUUGCAGGAGCAACCUUUAUGGCAGCAGGCAGUUCAGCUCCUGAACUGUUCACCUCUGUCAUUGGAGUUUUCAUCACCAAAGGGGACGUCGGGGUCGGAACCAUCGUGGGCUCAGCCGUCUUCAACAUCCUCUGCAUUAUCGGAGUGUGUGGGAUAUUUGCAGUACAGGCAAUACGUCUGUCCUGCUGGCCGCUGCUCAGAGACUCUGUGUACUACACCAUUUCCAUCACUGCUCUUAUAGUGUUCAUAUAUGAUGAAAAAGUGGUCUGGUGGGAAGCUCUCACACUGAUUCUGAUGUAUUUCGUCUACAUUUUGAUCAUGAAGAUGAACUCUCAUGUCGUUCGCUUUCUGGAGAGGCGGAAGAAGAACUCGUCCAGUUUGAGGAACGGAGCGGCCAACAAUGCCGAGCUAGAUGAUGGCUGUGAUGCUACCUCUGUUCUACUGAAGAAAGCGAACCACCACAGGAAGCCGUCAGUGUUGAUGGUGGACGAACUGUUGUCGGCGUACCCCCACCAGCUGUCCUUCUCUGAGGCCGGCAUGAGGAUCAUGAUCACCAGCCACUUCUCCCCACGAACCCGCCUCACCAUGGCUUCACGAAUGCUCAUCACUGAGAGGCAGCGUCUGAUCAACACACGGACCCUAACCAACGGUGACUCCGAUGUUCAAGUGAAAGGUGGGAGUAGGCGGGGCAUAGAAAAUGGGCUGUCUGGUGCAGAGAGGGGUGUCAGUGUUCGCCGCGAUGACAGAGAGGUGGGAAAUGAGACGGAGAACGAGGACAAUGAGAACAACGAGAAUGAUGAAGAGGAAGAAGAGGAAGAUGGAGAGGGACCCUUUGUACCCUUCCAGUGCCCAGCGGGUGUGCUGAACAAGCUGAAGUGGCUGCUGGCCUGGCCUCUGUGCCUGUUGCUGUACUUCACCGUCCCCAACUGCUCCACGCCACGCUGGGACAACUACUUCAUGCUGUCCUUCGUCAGCUCCACCCUGUGGAUCGCCGGCUUCUCCUACAUCAUGGUCUGGAUGGUAACAGUGAUAGGCUUCACACUCGGUAUCCCAGAUGUCAUCAUGGGCAUCACCUUCCUGGCAGCCGGCACCAGUGUCCCUGAUUGCAUGGCCAGCCUCAUAGUGGCGCGACAAGGAAUGGGGGACAUGGCGGUGUCCAACUCCAUCGGCAGUAACGUGUUUGACAUCCUGGUGGGGCUCGGUCUCCCUUGGGCCCUGAAGACUCUGGCUAUCAACUACGGCUCUGACAUCAAACUCAACAGCAAAGGUUUGAUCUUCUCUGUGGUGCUCCUGCUGGCAUCCGUGUUCCUGACGGUCCUGGGAGUUCACCUAAACAAGUGGACACUGGACAAGCGCUUAGGUUUCACAUGUCUCCUCCUCUACUCCGUCUUCUUGUGUUUCUCCUGCCUCAUCGAGUACAAUAUCUUCACCUUUGUCAACCUGCCGACCUGCCGGGAUGACUGAAACACACACAAAAACACGUGCACACACACAGAUAAACAUGCAUACACACACACACACGAACACACACUAGAAACGGUGUUGCAGGGAAUUCCUAUUGAAGUGUUAGAGUAGAUAGAUGGAGGUUUCCGACAACAGAAUGCAGAAAGUAUCAUUCUAAAUCCAAACAACAGCAAGAAUUAUCUGCGAAUACCAUCUGAUUCACGCUCUGUUUCCUGCUUUGAUUCUCUUUUGUGAGAAGAUUCUGCUCUGAUUCUGAUGCCUGUCUCUGCUCCGUGCAAUAUGGAGCUGAUGUUUGCUCACGACAGGAGCACGGGAUUGAUUUCAGGAGCAGAGAUGGUAAUGACUGACUCGUUCCAAGCACAGGACAGCACUGAGGACAGCACAGGACUUCUGCUUACUUCUGAUGUGAUUUAUUUUUGAAAUUCCCCGUAUUUAGGUGUGAAAGUGGUAGUGUUUACUAGCUGCUAACCUUUCCAGA
Molecule: messenger RNA, 2428 nt
Organism: Plectropomus leopardus (leopard coralgrouper)
Lineage: Eukaryota; Metazoa; Chordata; Actinopteri; Perciformes; Serranidae
Gene: slc24a3
Product: solute carrier family 24 member 3
Biological process (GO): calcium ion transmembrane transport; intracellular calcium ion homeostasis
Cellular component (GO): plasma membrane
Molecular function (GO): calcium channel activity; calcium, potassium:sodium antiporter activity
Source: RefSeq, a predicted model, not a curated record